Pipistrellus kuhlii (Kuhl's pipistrelle) is the source of this 4241-nucleotide messenger RNA. It is a transcript of the gene CPT1A, whose product is annotated as carnitine palmitoyltransferase 1A. The coding region runs from base 158 to 2479 and encodes 773 amino acids. The record is from RefSeq and is a predicted model, not a curated record. Lineage: Eukaryota; Metazoa; Chordata; Mammalia; Chiroptera; Vespertilionidae. Gene Ontology annotation, biological process: carnitine metabolic process; fatty acid metabolic process. Gene Ontology annotation, molecular function: carnitine O-palmitoyltransferase activity. The transcript is spliced from 19 exons. Gene Ontology annotation, cellular component: mitochondrion.
CCGCAGCCAAUCGGCGGCGGCGGCGGCGGCGGCAGUAGCCGUGCCCGCGGUCCCCCAGCUCCCGGCGCCGGGUCGCUGCUCGCUCACUUCGCCGCCGCUGCCGCCGCCGCCGCCGCAGCCCCCGCCGCGCUCCGUCCCGGACUCGGAGAUCCUCACGAUGGCAGAGGCUCACCAGGCUGUGGCCUUCCAGUUCACGGUCACCCCCGACGGCAUCGACCUGCGGCUGAGCCAUGAGGCCCUGAAGCAGAUCUACCUGUCCGGACUUCACUCCUGGAAGAAGAAGUUCAUCAGAUUCAAGAAUGGCAUAAUCACCGGCGUGUACCCGGCCAGUCCCUCCAGUUGGCUCAUCGUCGUGGUGGGCGUGAUGUCCACCAUGUACGCCAAGAUCGACCCCUCGCUGGGGAUCAUCGAGAAGAUCAACCGGACCCUGGGCACCACGGCCAACAUGUCCAGCCAGACGAAGCACGUGGUGAGCGGCGUGCUGUUCGGCACGGGCCUGUGGGUGGCGCUGAUCUUCACCAUGCGGUACUCCCUCAAGGUGCUGCUGUCCUACCACGGCUGGAUGUUCGCCGAGCACGGCAAGAUGAGCCGGGCCACCAAAGUCUGGAUCGGGAUGGUGAAGCUCUUCUCCGGCCGGAAGCCCAUGCUGUACAGCUUCCAGACGUCUCUGCCGCGCCUGCCGGUGCCCGCCGUGAGCGACACCGUGAGCCGGUACCUGGACUCCGUGAAGCCCCUCAUGAAGGAAGCCGACUUCAAGCGGAUGACGGCUCUCGCCGAGGACUUUGCCGUCAGCCUCGGGCCGAAGCUGCAGUGGUACCUGAAGCUGAAAUCCUGGUGGGCCACCAACUACGUGAGCGACUGGUGGGAGGAGUACAUCUACCUGCGCGGACGGGGGCCGCUGAUGGUCAACAGCAACUACUACGCCAUGGAUUUGCUGUACGUGCAGCCCACCCACAUCCAGGCCGCCAGGGCGGGCAACGCCAUCCACGCCAUCCUGCUCUACAGGCGCAAGCUGGACCGGGAGGAGCUCAAACCGAUUCUCCUCCUGGGCUCCACGGUGCCGCUCUGCUCCGCGCAGUGGGAGCGGAUGUUCAACACGUCCCGGAUCCCCGGGGAGGAGACGGACACCAUCCAGCACGUCCGGGACAGCAGGCACAUCGUGGUCUUCCACAGGGGCCGCUACUUCAAGGUCUGGCUGUACCACGACGGCCGGCUGCUGCGGCCCCGCGAGCUGGAGCAGCAGAUGCAGCGGAUCCUGGACGACCCGUCGGAGCCGCAGGCCGGGGAGGCCAAGCUGGCGGCCCUCACCGCGGGAGACAGGGUGCCCUGGGCCCGCUGCCGCCAGGCCCACUUCGCGCGCGGGAAGAACAAGCAGUCGCUGGACGCGGUGGAGAAGGCCGCCUUCUUCGUGACGCUGGACGAGACCGAGCAGGGCUACCGGGAGGAGGACCCCGGCGCCUCCCUGGACAGCUACGCCAAGUCCCUGCUGCACGGCCGCUGCUUCGACAGGUGGUUUGACAAGUCCUUCACGUUCAUUGUCUUCAAGAACGGGAAGAUGGGCAUGAACGCCGAGCACUCCUGGGCGGACGCGCCCAUCGUGGGCCACCUCUGGGAGUACGUCAUGGCCACCGACAGCUUCCAGCUGGGCUACCUGGAGGACGGGCACUGCAAAGGGGACACCAACCCGAACAUCCCGCCCCCCACGCGGCUGCAGUGGGACAUCCCGGAGGAGUGUCAGGAGGUGAUCGAGGCGUCCCUGAGCACCGCCAGCCUCCUGGCCAACGAUGUGGACUUCCACUCCUUUCCCUUCGACACGUUCGGGAAGGGGCUGAUCAAGAAGUCCCGCACCAGCCCGGACGCCUUUGUGCAGCUGGCCCUGCAGCUGGCGCACUACAAGGACAUGGGCAAGUUCUGCCUCACGUACGAGGCAUCCAUGACCCGGCUCUUCCGAGAGGGGCGGACGGAGACCGUGCGAUCCUGCACCGUGGAGUCCUGCGCCUUCGUGCUCGCCAUGGCGGACCCCUCCCAGACGAUGGAGCAGAGACUGCGGUUGUUCAAGAUCGCGUCGGAGAAGCACCAGCACAUGUACCGCCUGGCCAUGACGGGCGCGGGCAUCGACCGCCACCUCUUCUGCCUGUACGUCGUGUCCAAGUACCUGGCUGUGGAGUCCCCGUUCCUGAAGGAAGUCCUGUCGGAGCCGUGGCGGCUGUCCACCAGCCAGACACCGCAGCAGCAGGUGGAGCUGUUUGACCUGGAGAGGAACCCGGAGUACGUGAGCAGCGGUGGGGGCUUCGGGCCGGUUGCUGACGAUGGGUACGGCGUGUCCUACAUUAUAGUGGGAGAGAACCUCAUCAAUUUCCACAUAUCGUCCAAGUUCUCCUGCCCCGAGACGGAUUCUCAUCGCUUCGGGAAGCACCUGAGACAAGCCAUGACCGACAUUAUCGCCCUCUUCGGGUUCAGCUCCAACUCCAGGAAGUAAUCCCCGGACGGCUGCGGGGAGGAGAGGGGGCUCCUCCGACAGAAACCAAAUGAAGCAUAGCUGUUGCCCCUGAUCCUAGUUCAGGAUGGAAAAUUGCUCUAAAAAACUCGGAACUGCUCUUGCCGCCGCCGAGGGCGUGGUGUGUUCUUGUUUGUCCGGAACAGCGGGCUCCACCCUGCUCCUCCCUCCAGGCCGGUCCCUCGUGGGGGGCCCUGGAGGAAGCGCCCGAACGCCUUCGCGUCAGCCCGCGGGUGCCGAGGGCUGAGGACAUCGCCCGUGGGGACUUCUCCUGCGGAGCGGGACGCUCACGCUUCCUCGGUGGCCACCGGGACCUGGUACCGGGGGUGUAUAAUUUUUCAGAGUAAAACUAAAAUGUGUUUGUCCAGAGAGAGAGUGCCGGGGGUGGAGGUGUUAGCAGCCAACGGGCGCGCUGUGCUCUGAACCCCCGGUGGUCCCCGCGGGAACCGCCCUCCUCCAGUAGCGUCGCGCACGCUUGCCUGUCCACGUUUCAAGCAUGUAGUUCGCGCAUCUUUAGCGUCCCUGGCCUUGUGAGUACCCAGAUCCCAGUGCCUUAAACACGAAGGCCCUAUACGUGUAAGGGAGGCCAGAGCAGGGAUGUAUUCUGUAGUCUUUACGUGGGGUUGUGGGUGUCUUACUCCUCCGUCUACUGAGUGGUAACCCUAAAUAGGCCUUUUCCUGCGGCUCCCGCCCCCCUAAAAGACCGGGCUCGGUCCCUCGUUGUGCAAGAGGCGACGGAUCGAUGAUUCUCUCAUCAUGGAUGUUUCUCUCGCCCCCUUCCUCUCUCUGAAAUCAGCAAAAAAGUAUUUAAAAAAAAAACACGUUGCGAGUGGUGGGUGCUGGGUUUCAUACACACAGCCCACCCUUCAGAUGGGAGUGCCUUAGCAGAAGAGGGCGAGGGACAAAAACACGGGUGCACUGACUCGCCCUCGGUAUUUGGUGUGAAAAGGAAGGAUCCCGGGACUUGAGUGCCACUGUCUCCGCGUCCUUAUGAGCGCGGCUGUCCGUUUGAGGAACUGCACGCAUGUGUUCUGACCACUUUUCCCCGCUGGGCUUGCUCUGAGGUGGCUCCGUGCUCAGGGACCCUCGAUGGGCUGAACUACAGGAGGAGGGGGAGGGGCCGGCCACAGAACGCGUGUGUGGUUCACUGUGUCUGCGUUGUCAUGUACAAAUCCCGUCUGACUGGGCCAGAGAGGUGUUUUUUGUUUUUGUUUUUUCUUAAAGUAAGAAGAAAUGAAAACAGAAAGAAAAACACACAACCAUAAUGAGAAAACCCCAGUUCACCUGUGGUACACAGCCCAGCAGGCGUGGGGGGCGUGGCCCGCUCUGCCCCAGGCUGCGUGGGUCCCAGGCUGAGCCCCAGAGCCACCUGCAUCACCCGUUAUCGACCACUGACCAGUGUGUGUUACCAAGUGUUCAGAUGUACACGUGUUAGCACUCAAAUAUAUUUGGGCUUCUCUCUCAGGUUUUAAAUAUUUUUUGCUAAUCAGUGCAGCUGUCAAUGCAAUUUUUAUAUUCCUUGAAAGGUGGAAGAGUGGGUUUCUACUGCACAUGGUGAAAGGAAGAGGUCAGAGUAUUAUGUAUUUAAUUUAAUUCGGAGCGAACCACGGCCUUAACCGGAGCUGUGGUUUGAAUUUGUUAGCUUGGACUGUCCGUUGCAUGUAAAUACAAUAUGCUCUUUUGGUUGUAAAUCUUAGAAAUGCAGGAUGAACGUUAUCAUUAAUAAAACCAUUAAUCCAGACUA